Messenger RNA from Ipomoea nil (Japanese morning glory), 1533 nucleotides. Its product is annotated as pentatricopeptide repeat-containing protein At5g09450, mitochondrial. Gene Ontology annotation, molecular function: protein binding. Gene Ontology annotation, cellular component: mitochondrion. The transcript has 3 exons. The record is from RefSeq and is a predicted model, not a curated record. Bases 53 to 1285 code for a protein of 410 amino acids. Lineage: Eukaryota; Viridiplantae; Streptophyta; Magnoliopsida; Solanales; Convolvulaceae.
AAUUACACAAUCCGCCCCACGGUUGCAUUGAAUCAAUCAUCAGCAUUCCGACAUGACCACCACCAGAACACUUCCAAUGGCUGCUCGCUCCAUUUUCUUCGCUCUCACUCGAAACGCUCGAGGUAGGGAGAGGGUUCUCGGCAGAUCCUUCUCCACCACAAUCGAAAUUAUCUGCGACGAUUCCCCGAAUUUCCCGGCGGAAGAGACGACGGGUGAAUCCGCUGAGGAAGAUGAUCUGAAAGCCAGAAUCUUUAGGCUGAGACUCCCCAAAAGAAGCGCCACCCACGUCGUUCAGAGAUGGGUCGACGAAGGCCGCCGUAUCACCGCCGCAGACCUCCGUCACAUCUCCAAGGAGCUCCGAAUGUCCCGCCGUUACAAGCACGCCCUUGAGAUAUCAGAAUGGAUGGUUUCUAACAAUAAGGAUGAGAUAUUGGACUUGGACUAUGCGAUUCGCAUUGACUUGAUGACCAAAGUUUUUGGUAUUGAUGCAGCUGAGCGAUACUUUGAAGCUCUUCCCGAUCCUGCAAAAACUACCGAAACCUAUACCGCCCUCCUCCACUCGUAUGCAAGCUCAAGGCUAACUGAUAAGGCCGAGGACCUCUACGAGAGAAUGAAAGAAGCAAAUCUUUCACUUAGUACCCUCACUUACAACGAGCUACUGACUUUGUACAUGUCUGUUGGACAGCUAGAGAAGGUAUCACUUGUCAUCGAGGAAAUGAAACGCCAAAAGGUUGCACCCGAUAUAUUCACGUACAAUUUGUGGAUUAGUUCAUGUGCUGCUGCUUUCAACAUCGAUGAGGUGAGACAGAUUCUCGACGAAAUGAGUCUCGACUCUGGCUCUGAUGAGUGUUGGACAAGAUAUGCAAAUCUUGUGAGAAUAUAUAUCUCCUCGGGUCAACUUGUGAACUCAGAGACGGACUCUUUGGUUGAAACGGAUAAGGGCAUCACACAAAGAGAGUGGAUAACUUACGAUUUCUUGAUUAUUCUCUAUGGGGGACUGGGAAACAAAGAAAAACUUGAUCAGAUCUGGAAAUCUUUGACAAUGACGAAGCAGAAAAUGACUAGUAGGAAUUAUGUAUGCAUCGUUUCAUCAUAUCUGAUGCUGGGGCACAUUAGGGAGGUGCGGGAAAUUGUUGAGCAAUGGAAGCAGUCAGGCACGGUGGAGUUUGAUAGAUCAAGCUGCAAUAGACUGCUAGAGGCAUAUUCAGAUAUCGGGUUGAAAGAGAAAGCUGUUAAUUUCCAUACCGUUCUGCUUGAAAAGAUCCCCGACCUCGUAGAUGAAUAGCUCAAGCAUCUCACAGAUCCAUGCUGUGAUCUAGCAGAGUUAUAGCAAUUCAAGUAGUAACACAAUGCAAAUAAAAUGUUGCUUUGAGACUGUCAUAUGCUUAAGCGCUAAAAUCUCAGUUUUGGUAGGUCAAAAACUCAUCAUCCUGCUCUUUGCUUGAACUUGAAAAAGUGUUGGUGCAUUUUCCAGAGGCCUGUUGAGCAUAUAGUCAUUAAUGUGCAAUCCAACUAUCAGCUUAGGUUUUUUGA